CAAGAAAGCCAGGCUUGGCUGUGAGGGAGAAUGCUUCACAGGGCGACAGCACUUUGUUUUGGGGUGCGGGGAGGGAGAUGUCACCACCUUGGCCAGUCCUUGUGGUCUCGUUGAGAGAUGUCUUGGAUACAAAGAGGAGCGACCGUACGCUCUGAUUGAAUACUAUCUUCCUUAGUUUCAUAAUAAGUAAUGACUUUGGAAUCAAGACCUGGUGUGAAUUUUAGUUUUUCAAGGCAUGUUAAAGUAAACAUGCCCUUGAUGCCACUCGUGCAUAUCACCUGCUGGUCACUAGUGGCCUCAGGGUAUAUGUCCCACCAGGGAAGGUGUCCUGGCGUGUGAGCCCGGCCACAUGCUUGCUCACUGCUUGGGGAGGCCGGACCUUCUGACCUUGAACUGAGUAGUCCCCACCCAGUCCCACUCAACUGUGCCCUUGCUCUGUGAGACAGAUGCUCUCCCCUUAGGGGCCUGGUGCCUGAUGGCAGCUGUGGGUCGGAUGUUGACUGUGGCGUUCCCACCCUGACCUCACUCCCUGGAUUUAAAACAGUUGGGCUUGUGGAGCAGGGAUGGCCUAUCAUUGGGGUCCUGGCCCUGAAGACACUGCCCUGUGAUGGCAGCACCUGGGGCUGCUCGCUGUAGCGUUUGGAAACCUAGCCUCUGCCUGACCACCAUGCUCUUGGGAAGAGGGUUUCAAACCUGAGCACUGACUGGAGAGUCAGACACCCCCAGGAGACCCCCAUGGUACUUUCCAGGUGGACCAGUAUUUAAGAGGAGAAGUAUGGACUUCUCAGUACUUUACUGAAGGGAAGCUUGUUUUCAGAGCCUUUAUUAGUCCCUUUGCCAGGUGAAAAGGGAAGACUGUUGAUACGGCUUUUUGCCAUCUUUCCUCAACAGAAGAAAUUUAAUCUGUGCUGCUGUUAGAAACAGACAUGCCAGGUGUGUCCAGCCCACAUCCUGUGUGGCCCCUGGCGGAGAGGAGGGGUGUCUCAUUUGCCCAGUGACCAGAGAGGCCCUGGCUCUCAGCUGGCACAUGGGGCAGGGGGUGGGGCGUCUGAGUUCCCUCCAUGCCCCGGGGAAAGCUCAGCAGAAGACUCUGCCCCUGCAGCCUUAGUCAGGGCAUUAGGACUGUCUACAUGGCUUCUGAGGUGGUGACGAAUAGAGCAGAAGGAGAUGAGAAGGAGCCUGGUGAGGAUUGAGUAAAACCUAGAAGCUGGAGUUUUAAGGAGCAACAUUGCCAUAAGAAUUUCCAUGCUGAGGGUGCCAAGGCAGAGGGAAGAGGAAUGAUUGCCUAUACCCAGGAUGGGACCUGGCCAAGUGGACUAGGACUGAGCAGAAAAGUCUAUUCCAUUGAGAGCUGAGGCCUUGGCCUUGGCCUUGACACAUUCACCUUCUGUGGAGGAGGCUGUCCCCUGCACUGCAGCACCUACCCCAAACAUGUUUCCAGACAUCUCCGUGGAUUUAGAAGUGGGAAUCCCCACCAUUCGAUGGUGCGGGGCAGAGGGGGACUACAACGUCAUGGUGAUGGAGCUGUUGGGACCAAGCCUGGAAGACCUCUUCAACUUCUGCUCAAGGAAAUUCAGUCUCAAAACUGUCCUACUCCUCGCUGACCAAAUGAUUAGUCGUAUUGAGUACAUUCAUUCAAAGAACUUCAUCCACCGAGAUGUGAAGCCAGAUAACUUUCUCAUGGGACUGGGCAAGAAGGGCAACCUGGUCUACAUCAUAGACUUUGGGCUGGCCAAGAAGUACCGGGACGCCAGGACUCACCAGCACAUCCCCUACCGUGAGAACAAGAACCUUACCGGGACUGCUCGAUAUGCCUCCAUCAACACCCAUCUUGGAAUCGAACAAUCUCGACGAGAUGACUUGGAGUCCCUGGGCUAUGUGUUAAUGUACUUCAACCUGGGCUCUCUCCCCUGGCAGGGGCUGAAGGCUGCUACCAAGAGACAGAAAUACGAAAGGAUUAGUGAGAAGAAAAUGUCCACUCCCAUUGAGGUGUUGUGUAAAGGCUACCCUUCUGAGUUUGCCACAUACCUGAAUUUCUGCCGCUCGUUGCGUUUUGAUGAUAAGCCUGACUACUCGUACCUGAGACAACUCUUCCGGAACCUGUUUCAUCGCCAGGGUUUCUCCUACGACUAUGUGUUUGACUGGAACAUGCUCAAGUUUGGUGCCAGCCGGGCCACUGAUGAUGCUGAGCGGGAACGCCGGGACCGAGAGGAGCGGCUGAGACACUCUCGGAAUCCAGCUACCCGGGGCCUCCCUUCCACGGCCUCAGGCCGCCUGAGGGGGACACAGGAAGUGGCUCCCCCCACGCCCCUCACGCCUACCUCACACACUGCAAACACCUCUCCGCGGCCUGUCUCUGGCAUGGAAAGAGAGCGGAAAGUGAGUAUGCGGCUGCACCGCGGCGCCCCGGUCAACGUGUCCUCAUCUGAUCUCACAGGCCGGCAAGAUACCUCGCGCAUGUCCACCUCACAGAUUCCCGGUCGGGUGGCGUCCAGUGGUCUUCAGUCUGCCGUGCACCGGUGAGCCGCUCUGUACCGUGAAGGGCAGACAUGCAUGGCUGAUCUACUCUGUACCAAUGGCUUCCUAGUGAUGCGCCCCGACCUAGAGCAGGAAUGUUGACACCGGAGCUCUCCAGGCCACUCACCCAGCGACGCGCACGGGACACACACACACUAGACGGACAGAUGCCACGUGCUGCCAACGCCAGGCGCCACGGCCCACAUGUGAGCUCAGCCACCGCUGGGAGGAGCACGUGUGCGCGAGACCUUGCGAGAGACUCAGCCCACCACGAGCCUUUCCCUCCGCCUCCCCGCCAGUCUACUGUAACUACCGACCUUUCUCUUGGUUAAGACAGUUUUGUAUCAUUUUGCUAAAGAUUAUUGGCUUAAAUCUGUGUAAUGAAACAUGUCUUUUUAUUGUUUCCUUCUUGUCUGUUUUUGCGGUCUUAAAAAGAUGUUAAAGAAUCCUGAAACAAA
This is a messenger RNA of Loxodonta africana (African savanna elephant), 2975 nucleotides long. RefSeq names its product casein kinase 1 delta (gene CSNK1D). Gene Ontology annotation, cellular component: spindle microtubule; cytoplasm; nucleus. The transcript has 8 exons. Lineage: Eukaryota; Metazoa; Chordata; Mammalia; Proboscidea; Elephantidae. Gene Ontology annotation, molecular function: protein serine/threonine kinase activity; ATP binding. The record is from RefSeq and is a predicted model, not a curated record. Gene Ontology annotation, biological process: signal transduction; endocytosis; peptidyl-serine phosphorylation. Bases 1432 to 2523 code for a protein of 363 amino acids.